AUGACUCACGAGUCUGUUUGGUACAGCCGUCCCCGCCAGUUCGGCAAGGGCUCCCGUGGAUGCCGUGUCUGCUCCCACCGCGCCGGUCUCAUCCGCAAGUACGGGAUGAACAUCUGCCGUCAGUGCUUCCGUGAGAAGGCUUCGGACAUCGGUUUCUACAAGUUCCGUUAA
Molecule: messenger RNA, 171 nt
Organism: Aspergillus saccharolyticus JOP 1030-1
Lineage: Eukaryota; Fungi; Ascomycota; Eurotiomycetes; Eurotiales; Aspergillaceae
Product: 40S ribosomal protein uS14
Exons: 5
Coding region: 1-171 (56 amino acids)
Biological process (GO): translation
Cellular component (GO): ribosome; cytosolic small ribosomal subunit
Molecular function (GO): zinc ion binding; structural constituent of ribosome
Source: RefSeq, a predicted model, not a curated record